This is a messenger RNA of Cuculus canorus (common cuckoo), 3030 nucleotides long. RefSeq names its product solute carrier family 28 member 3 (gene SLC28A3). The transcript has 17 exons. Lineage: Eukaryota; Metazoa; Chordata; Aves; Cuculiformes; Cuculidae. Gene Ontology annotation, cellular component: membrane. Gene Ontology annotation, molecular function: purine-specific nucleoside:sodium symporter activity; pyrimidine- and adenosine-specific:sodium symporter activity. Bases 23 to 1975 code for a protein of 650 amino acids. Gene Ontology annotation, biological process: pyrimidine nucleoside transport; purine nucleoside transmembrane transport. The record is from RefSeq and is a predicted model, not a curated record.
CUCUACUGCCCGUUCUAGACACAUGGAGCUGAAGGAUACCAUCCAUGGUCCCUCAGGAGUGCACAAUUUGGCCUUUAAGGAGAAUGACUACAUCGAUAUUGAGAGCGAUCUUCCUGAAAACAAAAGUGAUUCAGUAGAUCAUGAGCAACCUCGCUUGAAAGGGCAUUUAGAAAAGAAAUACCAUAAAGCCUGUGAAUUUUUCAAGAAGCACAAAACCAGAAUUCACUAUGCGAUCUAUGGAAUUUUAACAACAGCAUACUUGACAGUAACUAUUGCAGCCUGCAGCUUGAAUUUUCAGAGAGCCUUGCCACUUUUCAUCGUCACUGUUGUGGCCAUCUUCUUCAUCUGCUGGGAUUUUUUAAUAGCUAAGUAUGAACACAAAAUUGCUGCAUUCUUUUCCCCUGGAGAAAGACUUCUGGAGAGACAGUGGUUUUGGCUGAAAUGGUUGCUGUGUACGGUUCUUGUUAUAACUAUCAUCUGCUGGCUCAUCUUUGACACAGCAAAAAAAGGAUCUCGCCAUCUGAUCUCUUUUGGUGGACUUGUGAUGUAUGUUCUCUUGAUGUUUAUCUUUUCCAAACAUCCAACCAGAAUUGCUUGGAGACCAGUAUUUUCAGGAAUAGGAAUGCAGUUUAUCCUUGGACUUCUUUUUCUGAGGACCAGAGUGGGGUUUGAUGUUUUUAACUGGCUAGGCAUUCAGAUCCAGGCUUUUCUGGAGUACUCUGAUACAGGUGCUAAGUUUGUGUUUGGUGAGAAAUACACAGAUCAUUUAUUUGCUUUUAAGGUCCUGCCAGUUGUGGUUUUCUUCAGCACAGUAAUGUCUAUGCUUUACCACAUUGGAUUCAUGCAGUGGCUCAUUGGAAAGGUUGGUUGGAUAAUGCAAAUUUUCAUGGGGACAACUCCUGUUGAGUCUCUGGUAGCUGCGGGUAAUAUAUUUGUAGGACAGACAGAGUCUCCUCUCCUGGUAAAGCCCUACUUACCAUACAUCACCAAAUCUGAACUCCAUGCGGUCAUGACAGCCGGAUUCUCAACUAUUGCUGGAAGUGUCUUGGGAGCAUAUAUUUCUUUUGGGGUUUCCGCCUCCCACCUACUGACUGCUUCUGUCAUGUCAGCACCAGCAUCAUUAGCCACCUCCAAACUAUUCUGGCCUGAAACUGAAAAGCCUACAGUAACUCUGAGAAGUGACCUACAGACGACAAAAGGUGAAGCAAAGAACUUACUGGAAGCAGCCAGUCAAGGUGCCUCUACCUCCAUACCAUUGGUGGCAAACAUUGCUGUGAAUCUGAUCGCCUUCCUUGCCCUGCUGGCUUUCCUUGACUCAGCCCUCUCUUGGGUGGGCAAUCUGUUUGAUUAUCCGCAGCUGAACUUUGAGAACAUCUGUGCUUAUCUCUUCAUGCCAUUCUCGUUCAUGAUGGGGGUAGACUGGGAUGACAGUUUUAUUGUCGGUGGACUACUAGGUUACAAAACUUUCUUCAAUGAAUUUGUGGCUUAUGAGCGCCUCUCGAAACUGAUUCAUAGCCGAGAAAAGGGUGGGAGCAUGUACGUUAAUGGUGUGAAACAGUAUAUGACUGUUCGCUCUGAAGUCAUUGCCACCUAUGCUCUUUGUGGGUUUGCCAACUUCGGAUCUCUGGGACUGGUAAUAGGAGGCCUGACAAGCAUUGCUCCUUCAAAGAAAAAGGAGAUAGCGGGUGGUGCUUUCAGAGCAAUGAUUGCAGGAACUAUCGCCUGUUUCAUGACGGCUUGUGUGGCAGGAAUGCUGACUGUCCCUGUUCUGGAAGUUCCUUGCAGCAUCUUAUUAGGAAAUGCCUUCAACUUCACAGACUUCCCUGCCAACAGCACAGAGCUAGUUGAAUGCUGCCAGCAACUCUUCAGCAGUGUACAUCAUUCACAGGAGAUAUUCCUUGGAGGAAACUACAGCCUGAGUUCCUGGAAAGGAUGUUGCCAAAUACUGGAUCAAUCUUCUUUUCAUUGCACUUGAAUUAAGCCUUUAUUUUUAGGGGAUAGAUCACAAAUAAGAGCUGUGUUCCCUGGUAGAAAGGUAGUAAACCAAUUCCCACAAGUAUGACUUCUCUCACCCUCAACCUGUAUUUUCCAUCUCUUACCAUCCCAAUUCCUCUGACUUGUUUGGUAUAACUCAUAAAUUAAAGUGGGAUAAAUGCAAGACACUUCCUGCUGCAGAUCUCUCUUCUCAUCAUAACAGAACAUUUCUGAGCCUGAUCUGCCUGAUUUCAUUUCUACCCUGAAAUUGUAGAAUUAAACUGCUGUAGGCAAGAAGAAAAUCAGAUUGAGAGGAUUUGACUGCCACUUACAGAAACUUUUUAACUAGAAAUAACGUUUAGAAUUAUUACUCAUUCCUAAUAUUAUUUCAGCUCUUUUUGAUGUCAAGCAAGUGUUUUUACCACACAAGGAUAAAUUACUCUGUUCUCAGAAAUCUCUGCACCCUCCUUCUGGUAACCAUGGCUGAAUGUGUACUGAGGUACUAAUACAUGGUGCACCUCAUCAGCUUGGUCACUGGAGCAUCCAAAUCAGGAUCUAGUCACUGUGUGCCCCAGCCACUUUCAUUCUGCCCACAGAGGUAUCCAGGCCAUAAUUUGAUCCAGGAGUUUGGUCCUUGUGUAGAGGUAACUCACAUGAAUGGAAACGUCCAGACUCCUAGGAAGGUUUCCUCUAUAAAUUCUUCUCAGUCUUUGUUGUCAACGCUUGUGAAGGUUCAUCCUGGAGUCACCAACCAGGAAAUCAGGGCAGUAUAUCUACCAAAACCCAUAGAGCUAUGCUGCCAAUCAAACGUGGGUAAAAUCAGGUCACAGUCUUAAGCACUCCUGAAGACCUCUAGAAGAUCCUGUUAAAGAGGAAUGUGUUUUAUCUUUCUAAGCUUCAGACCUUUCGUGAACUCCAAAACUGGAAAGUUCUUUGCAGGCUGUUUUGCCAAAGAUUUAUGUCUAUGUAUAUGCAUAUAUUCCUAUCCUAUGACAUUGUUAAUAGUGAAGACUUGUGAAAAAAGCCAAGAACGGAAGUACAGAAACAUAAGAAGGU